Molecule: messenger RNA, 6488 nt
Organism: Portunus trituberculatus (swimming crab)
Lineage: Eukaryota; Metazoa; Arthropoda; Malacostraca; Decapoda; Portunidae
Product: sodium/hydrogen exchanger 9B2-like
Exons: 12
Coding region: 709-2244 (511 amino acids)
Biological process (GO): proton transmembrane transport
Cellular component (GO): membrane
Molecular function (GO): antiporter activity
Source: RefSeq, a predicted model, not a curated record
UUAAAGUCCUUUUAUGGGACUUGAAUUGAACAUGAAUUCAGCUCUUGAGAGGAAAGAAUCUGACAACCCAUAAGCUUUUUGUUGCCGCUAAGGAGAGGACAGUGAAAUACAUAACCAAGAAUACGUAGAGGACAGAGGGACAUCUUGUUUAGCUAGCAUGAAGGCCCGUGUAGACGAGAGGAGACGUGAACAACUGAGCGGGUCAACGAGUCCACUCCAGCGGCGGCCCCACUCCCAGUGUGUCGGGAGUGUGGAGGUGUGCGGUGGUGGUAGUAGGGGGCCAGUUUAUCAGUCGCCUGCCAUAUCUUUCCAGGUUAUUGCGAUGACUGUAUCCCUCGUGUUAAGCCUUAAUUAAUUCUUCCCACCAGUAUUGUGCGUGUAAUCCGAGGAGGAAGUGAUGGACACGAGGUGUUUUGAGAUGGAGAGUGUACAGUAGCUACAGCUGAUCUGGAAACACUUGAUGUAGGGAGGGGAAGCUGGUUUGGCCGUGAGGUGUGUGUCAGGACCAGGACAAGGUGGUUGGUGAGGCAUGGAUGCCACCGCUCCACUCUCCCCACCAGCGGACACUGUCAUCCCACUCUGCCCUCCAGAAAACAAGGCCUUGCAGGACAGGGGUGAGCUGAAAACACACACACUCACAACACUUGACCUGCAGAUGGCCAGCCAUGUGACAUAACAGGGGAGAUCCACACCAUCAAUGCUGUGGACAUGUGCAGUGUUGAGGACCAAGGCCCUGAGGAAAGGGAAGGCACAUCCAGGACCCACUGCUCCACCUGCUUCCAUCCCUGCAUGCGGAGCCAUCAUCCAUUGCUCUCCAACCCUACACAGCUGCAGAGAUUCAAAUAUGCCCUCCUCUGUCCCCCACAUGGCAGAGUUGGGAAAUGGCUGACUGGUCUGCUGAUCCUAUGCCUGGUGUUUGGCUCGCUGGUGUCGCUGCUGGGGGACACGGCACUACCUGGCGGCAACAUCUUCUCCCUCUUCAUAUUGUUCCUGGCAGCAGAGGCAGCAGGGCGGGUGGUGGAGCCCCUCAGGCUGCCGCCACUGCUGGGCAUGCUAGUGGUGGGCAUCCUUCUCAAGAGUGUGCCUGGUAUUAACCAUGUUGGCAAGAGCAUCAACCAGGAGUGGUCAACAGCAUUGCGCAACCUUGCCCUGGUGAUCAUCCUGCUAAGGGCAGGUCUUGGCCUUGAUCCGGCUGCCUUGAAACAGCUGAGCCUGAUGGUGGUGCGUCUGGCCUUCUCCCCAUGUGUGGUAGAGACGCUUGUGGUGGCUGUGGUGACGCACCUUCUCCUGGGCUUCCCCUGGCUCUGGGGGCUCAUGUUGGGCUUUGUCUUGGGAGCUGUCACACCUGCUGUCAUUGUGCCGUGUAUGCUGGUGUUGUCACAGAAGGGCUAUGGUGUGGACAAGGGCAUCCCGACACUGGUCAUUGCUGCCUCCAGUGUGGACGACGUGCUGGCCAUAUCUGGCUUUGGUGUCCUCAUGGGGAUCACUUUUGCUGAAGGGGAGCUGUGGGUGGUCAUCCUGAAAGGGCCCUUUGAGGUGGUGGUAGGGCUGAUUUAUGGCGUGGUGCUGGGCAUGCUGUGCUGGGUGCUGCCUGUCCCCUCAGAGCACAACGCCCCUCUGCUCAGGUUUGUGGUGCUGCUCACUGCUGGGGUCGUGUCUCUCUUCGGAAGUCCUUUGAUACACUUGGGAGGUUCAGGUGCUCUGGGGUGUCUGGUCAUGGCAUUUGUAGCUGGCUUUGGCUGGAGGAAGCAAGGCAUGACAGAGGAGAACUACGUUGACAAAAUGCUGGAGCACAUGUGGAUGUUUUUCCAGCCUUUCCUCUUUGCCUUGAUUGGUGCAGAAAUUCAGGUGGACAAACUUGAAGGAAGCACCAUUGGCUAUGGCUUGUUGACAUUGUUUGUUGGCUUGGUGUUCCGCAUGGUGACCUCUUUCCUGGUGGUGAUGGGUGGAGAACUCAACAUGAAGGAGAGGCUGUUUGUGGCCUUUGCUUGGCUACCCAAGGCUACUGUGCAGGCUGCCAUUGGGUCCCAGGCACUGGACUACGCCAGGAAGACCAAUGCAGGGCCUGAGGAAGAGAGACUUGGCGAGCAGGUGCUGACCAUUGCUGUACUGAGCAUCCUGCUGACAGCGCCAGUGGGAGCUGCCGCCAUCAUGCUGACAGCCCCACGGCUCCUCGGUAAGUCCAGCCAGGCUAAAGAAGGGGUAGGUGAGAUGGAUGAGGCAGCAAAGGAACCCCCUGAGUAAUGCCAGACAAAGGCCAGCAGGAAAAAGUGUUGCUGAGGACAUGGAUUCAUAUACCUCAGGUGUGUGUGUGUGUGAAAGUGAUUUUGUAACAACUCUGGUGAAUAGGUUUGUGAACAGUUUGUUGUGUGUAUGUGUCCUUGCACUGAGACAUUGUGGAGAUAUUUUUUUGUUAGGCUUCUCAGUCCAAAUUGAUCAUACAGUUGCAAUCAUUUGUAAAUAUCUGCAGCAGCAAUCACACACAUCUAACUGAUAAAGGAGUACAUCAAGAGCUUUAUUACCUGAGCUGGGGGACUCUAAAAAAUAGUCCAAAAAUAGUGUUAUUGUAUGUGUGCAUCCAUAUGUGUGCAUGAUGUUUAUCCAUGCCAUGCUACCAUAAUAUUCAGGUGGCAGCAUGUAAAAGGAAUCAACUGUUUGAAGGAUAUUUGUGUGAUCAGUGUUUUAUUUUUUUCUCAUUAUUAUAUUAUAAAUAGAAAUCCUGGAAGUGCAAUCUUAUUUCAGUACUAGAUCAAAAUGUUCAGUACUUAGCCGACAUGACUCCCUGCCAAUCUCCUCACAACAGUUAGUCGGAGCUCAACAAUACAGUGCAAUAUUACCUAAUACUACAUAGCUGUACAGUGUGAAUCCACAACCUAGAAUUCAGAUAUCCUGCAGUAUUUUCAUUGCAUAUUUUUAUACAUAGAUAUAAAGUUGUGAAUGUACAUCAUAACCACAGUACAGUACACAUUUGACAUGAGAACAUGUGAAGAUAAGAGAAGCUACAAGGGCCCAUCACAUCAAAUGAAACAUACCUCCCUGUUUCUAGCUACCAUCCUUAUCCAUGAAUAGUAAAUGUUUGAAGUGACAGUCAAGUCCUUCAGACCAACCUUGUAUUUAACAAACUUAAGGUGCAAGUUUAUGUGACACUUGGGCACAAAUCAGUCACCUGGUAGAUGGCUCUCUCUCUCUCUCUCUCUCUCUCUCUCUCUCUCUCUCUCUCUCUCUCUCUCUCUCUCUCUCUCUCUCUCUCUCUCUCUCUCUCUCUCUCUCUCUCUCUCUCUCUCUCUCUCUCUCUCUCUCUCUCUCUCUCUCUCUCUCAUUGUUCAAAACAGUUAUCACUAAGGAAAAUGUUCAUGAUAUCAAGAGUUUGCUGUACAAAUUACCUUGCUUGUACAACUUGCGGGAAAUAGGAUUACUGAGUCGUGUUCACUGAAGGCAGGAUUACUGAGAGUCAUGUUUAUUGACAAUAAUGUAUGUAGUAUUUAGUGAAAGGUGGAGCAAGGUGCAGGUUGGUCAUUUGUGCAACAUUUAGGAUGUGUUAAAGUAGCAAUGGCCUCUACUAUUGUCUUGUCAGAGGUUGCUGUAGUAGAUCACUCAUUUCCUCCCUACUGUCUCCUGGGUCUUAGAAUAGGUCUUUUAUUUUAUCUUAAUACUAAUUUUCUUUUGAUAUACAGGAAAAUCAGAUCUCCAUGUAGUUAAUUAAACUUUAGUAUUAAGUAUUGACACAUUGAAAAUUACUUGAAAGGUCAAUCAAUAUGGUAGUGAAUGAAUACAGCAGUGCAAUACACGUGCCAAAUGUUACCUCAAGAGUGAUGUCUUGUCUGUGCUGCCUCCCUUCAUGGUGUAUCUCAGCACAAUACAGAGCAACCAUACUCAGUUCACUAAAAGUGCCAAAUAUGACAGCUGGCAGCAGUAUUGAUGAAGGAAAGUGUGUAAGCAAGAAGACAUUGUAGUUGUGUGGAGUGUUUGAUGCAGUGAGGUGUAAAUAACUAGACAGAAGGGCUCAAAAAGACUUCUGCAGGUAAAUUGUGUUCAACUAAUGUUACAUUUCUAAAUUUGUCAUAAAUCAGAAUAAUUUUUCCUUUGCCCUGAUUUACAAAUGGAUAAUACUUAUUUACCCUUAUGUAAUAAAACUUGCCAUGAGAAAAAAAUUGAAUGAAAAAAUUCUUGUUGAUCUCAAUAUACAUUUUUUAAAAUUUAUUUUUCUUUAUUAAGGAAUGUUAUUCAUGCAUACAUUAUUUGUCUCAAUAACACAAGUUAAGCAAGUCAUGCUUUUGAAAUUAUAGUAAAAGAUUUAUGUUGACCAUGUUGUUAGAAUUUUAUGUGCAAUAUGUUUCAUGCAAUUGGCAAUACAGCCAAGAAUAAUGUGUUACUAAGUUAAGUUGUUAGAAGCAGAAAUAUAUAUUACACAGGGUUCAUCAGGUCAUGGAAACCUGGAAAAGUCAUGGAAUUUAAGUUUUUUUCCAAAGGCCUGUAAAAGUCAUGGAUAAAGCUGAAAAAAGGCCAUGGUCAUGGAAAUUAAAAGGCAUGCUUAUCAAAAGCGACGUUGUUAUUUUCUUGCUCGCGCAUCCGUACUGUGACUAGAAACUUGUUAGUUUUAGGACGGCUUGUGUGCUCCAGUGAUCUUGAAGGUGAUACCGGUAGGAUGAUAUGGUGUUGCUCUGCCAAGGUAGAAUAUCAAACAUUCACCCCUAUAACUUAUAAUGUGGUCCCAUGACCCUUCUUCCUUACUUGUCGUUUUCAUGUCAUAGAGCAGCAUGUAAAAGGUCCUUGAAUUCUUUAUUUUGGGCAUGGAGAAGUCAUGGAAAAGUCAUGGAAAAAUUUUUGUAACCAGUGGAUUACAAAGCUCAUCAGAUUAUAUUAAGUAGCAUUUAGUUUUAACUUUUAAGUAAGUAAGAGUUUAAAUGUUAUAUUAUUGAGAGAUAUAAUAGUCUUGUUUAAUGAUGAUUAUUUUUAGUGGAUAUAGUUAAAUAGUUGUUCAGUUUGAAACUGCUUGGAUUAUGAAAGUAAUGAUUUUUUUUUUCUUCGGAAGUAUAUGAUACUAACAAUGUAGCUGUUAAUUAAUAGCUUUGCACAGUAUUUAGUUUUAAAUGUAAGGCCAGUAUUAGAUUGUGGUUAGUUAUUUGAUAUGUAAGCAGGAAGUGUGUUACCUCAGGGAGAGGUGAGACUAUACAGCACUUACCUCCAUCACAAUCAAUCAAGCAGCCAUCCCUUUCACAAGCAAAAAAGUCAUCCAUCUCAAGAAGAUUGUGGCAUCGUAGUAACUAUUCAGUUCCACCUUGCUUGCAUGCUGCAGGGAAGAUGCUAGGCGUACUGCACUGAAACCUGCAACACUGAUCUCAGCAUGACUUUGAGUGCAAUAGUAAAGAUGUUCAGUGUAUAAGUGAGUAUCAUAAGUACAAUAGUGAUGACUCAACAUUCCAUAAUCAAUCAUGUGCAAUAAUCAGGUCAUUCACUUACGGUGGGUAGGACUGAAACCACUCACACACCACACGCCGUGACAGUAAGACCCAAACCCCUUAAGUUGCAUCCUGUACCUACUUCGGUUAAAGAUUAAGAGACUCACCUAUUUGCCUAACUGUGCCCAGGACUCAAACCUGGGACUUCUCGGUUGUAAGCUGAGGGUGCUACCACUACACCAUAUGGUGUGUGGUGUGUAGUGAUCUGUGUUGCUGUGUACAGUGAGGCAAUCCAGUGUAUUGUGUUAUCCUUUCAUUCUUCAUGGCAAAGUGAAGAAUCUGCUGUUUGAGUAGCAUUAUGAUUGUACUGAAAAUAUAUAAGCAAACAUACUGUACUGUUAGAUAAAAUGCAAGAUAGACAAAUCAUGAUGGUAUGUGUGCCGCACCAAGUAAAACCUCAUCUGGAAACUUGUGAAAAUGUCCUUUUUUUGUUUAGACUGAAGGAUACUGUCUAAGUUUAUUAGGAGUCAAAUCAUGACUAUAGUGAGCUAAAAACAAAGUAGACAAUUACUUACUAGACAAAUCUUGGAGGUUAAUGUUCCUCACCAAGUGAAACAUCUGAUGGAAGUUGUUACGUUUUGUCUGAAACAUGUUAUAAAGUUCGGUAAGAAUCAAGCAAGACAAUGUUGGAUGAUGGCGCAAGUCAGGUAGCAACACCUACCUAGGACAUUGGUCAAUGCUUGGUGCUUGAUUGGUGACAGUUUGGCAAUUCAUUCUCUCUCUCUCUCUCUCUCUCUCUCUCUCUCUCUCUCUCUCUCUCUCUCUCUCUCUCUCUCUCUCUCUCUCUCUCUCUCUCUCUCUCUCUCUCUCUCUCUCUCUCUCUCUCUCUCUCUCUGACAGUUUAAUGGAUUUUUUAUUUUUCCUUAGCCUGUGUUCUUGAUUCAUACAAAGGGUAGCUGGACUUGAGUACCUCUGGUGGAUAUGCUACACAUAUAUAUAUGGUGUGGGUGGAUGUUGGUUUGCUUUGACAAUUUUGCCAUUGUAAGUCUGUUCCAUGUAUGUGUAAGUCAAUAAACAUAUUUGAUUUAU